CACUUUGCUGAGAGACUGCACGCCAGGCACGAGGCUCCCUACUCCUCCCCUCUACCACUCUGUCUUUUACUGGGCUCUUGUCCAGAGAAUGACUGGCCCCAGCGGACCUGAGAGGAGGAUCACACGCUGAAGACACAGAGCAGCAGCUCUUUACUCUGCAGACUGGGAUUUUACAAAUCAGCAGCUCAAACACUUAUAUGGGAUUCAGAGACUGGCUUGAAAUUUUUCCACUUUUUUUGUUUUGUUUUGUUUUUUGUUUUUUUCUUCAUCAGAUCAUAAACAGUGGAGCAAACGCUGCACUUGCUGACAGCUAAAAAAAAAAAGCAAAAAAAAAAAAAAGCAGACGGAUUGACAUAUGGACAGAGAGCAGUGAGCACUGCGGCGUGAAUGUAGCAACUGGACUUCUCUUCUCUCUGGUUGCUAAGACCAAACAAGGAUAAUAGCCAAAGCACUAUCCUUUCCACCAAAGGUAGUGGGUGGAUGCAGCUUUCAGCAGGCUGCUAUAGGGGAGAGCAGUCACUGCAUAGAGGCUGCCUGUAUAGCUGAUCGACAGAGUGGUGAUUCUGAGAAAAUGCUCUGCUACCUUCAACUACAUUCUUCUUGAAGACUGAGGACUAUCUGCUGUGUUUAGUGGAUAUAUAUACAAAUACCUGUGGAGUUUCAACAUUAUUUUGGACUUUGCUGCUCAUGCUGAGUGGACGCAAGGCUUUUUAACCUAAUGCCUAUAAAAUGCUUAUCUUAGAGAUCAUGGCAGGAUGGUUAAGGUCUGUAAAUCUGUCACUGAUGCUGCUGUGUCUUAUUCUGCUGGGAAUGGCUCACACUAAACACAGCAUAUACCCAAGGAUACGACUCUCCCACAAAGAGCUUUGGCAGACGAACAGGACCUGGAUCUUCCAGGGACGUGGAAUGCCUCUUCAGCCCCAGACCAUGUUGUUGGACGAGAGCCACCAAAGGCUUUAUGUUGGUGCCAAGAAUGCUUUGUUCUCCCUCAACUUGGACAGAGUGAAUGCUCACUACAGACAGAUUAACUGGGCGAGUACUGAAUUUCAGAUAGAGGAGUGCAUGAUGAAGGGAAGGGAAAAGCCUGAAUGUGCAAACUACAUUAAAGUCCUGCAAAAAUACAACCAGACUCAUUUGCUGGUCUGUGGAACAGGAGCCUUUAAUCCCAUCUGUGCCUUGGUCAAAGUGGGACACAAAGGGCAGGAAACAACGUUUGCUGUUGAAGAGGAGAGUGUUACAAGUGGGAAGGGACGCUGUCCAUUUGACCCCAACAGUUCUUGCAUGUCAACACUUCGCAGAGGAGAGCUCUAUAUUGGCCUGUAUACCGACUACUGGGAGAACGAUGGUGCUUUGUGUCGACUUAACAACCACACCUACACGCGCACCGAAAGAAACGACAGGCAGCAGCUCAACGAGCCCAAGUUUGUGGGGUCAGCAGUUAUCCCUGACAACGAUGACAGAGAUGAUGAUAAAGUUUACUUCUUCUUCACUGAGCGGGAGACUGAUGGAGAAGGAGUGAACCGGGGAAUCCUGACCCGCAUUGGGCGUGUGUGUGCGAAUGACCAAGGAGGACAGCGAAUGCUGGUAAACAGAUGGAGCUCUUUCCUGAAAACUCGCCUCAUCUGUUCUGUGCCUGGACCAAAUGGCAUUGAUACACACUUUGAUGAUCUUGAGGAUGUGUUUGUGCUCACAAAGAAAGAUGAAAAAAACCCAGAAAUAUUUGGCCUCUUUAGCACAACAAGUGCCGUGUUUAAGGGCUAUGCUGUGUGUAUGUAUCAUAUGGAAGACAUAAGGGCAGCCUUCAACGGACCAUUUGCAUACCGAGAGAAACUUGAGCAUCACUGGACACCAUAUGAAGGCAGAGUCCCGUACCCUCGACCUGGAUCUUGUGCCAGUAAAGUGAAUGGUGGAGGUUUCUCCAGCUCAAAGGAGUUUCCCGAUGAGGUUCUGCGGUUCGUGCGCUCUCAUCCUGUGAUGUAUCGUCCCGUCCUUCCACAUCACCACAGACCUAUUCUCCUGCAGUCAGAGCCAGGCAGAAGAAAGCUGACCCAGAUUGCAGUCGACAAAGUCCAAGCACAGGAUGGACACUACCAUGUUCUCUACAUUGGCACUGAUGACUCUGUGGUUUUGAAAGUUAUCACAAUCUACAACAAAGACACAGACACAGUAGAGGAGGUGCUGCUGGAGGAGCUGCACAUUUUCAAGGUCCCAGCUCCAAUCAAAGAGAUCAUAAUAUCACCCAAAAGGCAACAGCUGUAUGUCGGGUCAGAAGUCGGUGUUGCACAAGUCAGACUACAUCAGUGUGACCUCUACGGUUCAGCAUGUGCUGACUGCUGUCUGGCUAGAGACCCAUAUUGUGCCUGGGAUGGUCUCACCUGCUCCAGAUAUUACCCAGCUGGAGUUUACACCAAGAGCAGACGAUUCAGGCGACAGGAUGUUCGCCAUGGCAACGCCGUACAGCUGUGCAAUGGACUGCAAAUUGAUGAUGAACAGUGGCAGAGGGCUGAGGAGAAGCUAAUGUACAGCAUUGAGAGCAACACCACUUUACUGGAAUGUGUCCCUCGAUCACUUCAAGCUAAGGUCCUCUGGUUCUUGGAGAAAGGAGGGGAAAAACAUGAGGUACGAGGUGAUGAACGGGUCAUCGUGACGUCUCACGGGCUUCUGUUCUUACACGUGAGGAGCUCUGACGCUGGCAUGUACGUGUGUCAGACUGUGGAACACGGAUAUGUGCACACGUUACUGCGGGUCAACAUGCAUGUGCUCCGAGAAGAGAUUCUUCAGACGGCAAUGCACAAGCCUAACGACGGAGACGGAGCUUCAGCUCAAUGCCACUCUAUCCUACUCCCUGCACCUGCCCCCAGCGUCAACCCUCGAUCUCUGCAACCACCCUCAGUCCCAGCAUCCAAUUCCAGGCUCUGGUAUAAGGAGUUCCUCCAGCUAAUUGGUUACGGUGAUGCUCAGAAAGUGGAGGAAUACUGCGAGAGAGUGUGGUGCUCUGAUAAGAAACGCAAAAAGACCAAAAGGAAGUAUGUUUCUUUAGGUGGUGAGAAGAAAGGAAAAGGAAGGGGAGAGGAGAACUCCCACCGAGCUCCCAGGCACACUUUUGACACCUGAGGACAACAAAGACUCACUACACAUAAACACACACACACACACACACACUGUGUAAAGUUCAUACGCUGUGUUUGCAACAUCUAAGAAGUAUACGCUGUACGUUCAACAAGAGCUGCAAGAGAUAGACUAGCAGGUUGCCUUACAAUUGUAGCUGCAUUUACCACUGAGGUCUUUUAUGCUUCAUUUAAAAGUCACAUCUUAUCUUUUUCUGUGAUGUAACCCUAUUAUUUACUGUAGACCACAGAGGAACACACACAGACAUCACCAUUAGCACAGAAAAGAGACUCUCAUGAGAAAAGAUGGACAAAAUUGUGUAAAGUUUCCUCUGAUCGGUGAGACACGCCAUGUAGGCUGAUCAAUCAGGACCCUGCAAGACUGCUUCUUUAAAUCUCAGCCUUUCUCAGCACUUCACUGAGUGGCAGUAAUGACAUUUUCUGUAAAAUAUGAGAAAAGGAAUUAUAAUGUCAGACAUAAUUUUUAGUUGCAUGGUAAAUUAUUUUCUUUAUUUUUACACUGAGCUAUUUUGAUGUAAUAAUGUCAAAAACUGGAAGAUAGAUUGUUGUUCUGCUUGUAUGGUCAUAACGCUAUGAAUUGAUAGGGUGAGACCGUAAGCAGUAUGUGUGGUUAUAAUGUUCACUAGAAUACACAGUUUAACAAGAUGUUUACAUACAUAGUAUAAGAAAGACACACAAACCUUUUCCAUUGUAUACUUGUCUGACAUUAAAUCAGUUUAAACUUU
Molecule: messenger RNA, 3853 nt
Organism: Poecilia latipinna (sailfin molly)
Lineage: Eukaryota; Metazoa; Chordata; Actinopteri; Cyprinodontiformes; Poeciliidae
Gene: sema3e
Product: sema domain, immunoglobulin domain (Ig), short basic domain, secreted, (semaphorin) 3E
Exons: 17
Coding region: 730-3114 (794 amino acids)
Biological process (GO): semaphorin-plexin signaling pathway; axon guidance; positive regulation of cell migration
Cellular component (GO): plasma membrane
Molecular function (GO): semaphorin receptor binding; chemorepellent activity
Source: RefSeq, a predicted model, not a curated record